AUGGAGGCUGCCAGAGCGGCUGUUGAGGAUGCUCACAGGCAGCAUAUGGAGGCCCUCCGUCAACUGGAGGAAAACAGGGUAGCUGCCCCUGCUUUUGGCCCGGAGCCACGAGCUACAGUUAGGGAGUGGAUUCUGGAGGACUUUCUGAAACACCACCCGGUGAAGUUUGGAGGCAAGACCAGUCUGGACGCAGUAGACCAGUGGUUGAAAGACCUAGAGAGGAUAUUCGAUGCUAAGAUGUGCCCACAGGAGAGUAGAGUGGCUUCCGUGGUGUAUAUGCUCACGGGUGAGGCUAAGCACUGGUGGGUCUGUAUGAAGUCCAUGAUGGAGGAGAGGCAGGAGGCACUAACUCAGGGGAACAGAUCUGUGACUGAGUAUGCGGAAAACUUCAAGCAUCUCAGCCGCUUCUACACCAUGCCACUGGAUGAAAAGUGGCGAUGCAGGAAGUUCGAGAACGACAUUCGUGGUGAUCUUCGUCUGAUGGUGGCCCCAUUAUCCAUCAAGGACUUUGCAGCCUUGGUGGAGAAGGCUAGGGUCAUGGAGAAGAUGAACGUGGAGGUGGAGACUCAACGCCCACACCAGCAGAGCGUGGGAGGACCAUCGGGAUCUAGGCACAAGCACGAAGAGAGGAGGAAACCCUACUCUAGGCCCCAUUUCCAGUCUCAAGGGUCUAGGGAGUCUUCUCCCCAGCAGAGCAGGAUUCGGUGCUACCAGUGUGGGGAACCACACAAGAGGAAUGUUUGCCCACAGCUUGCAGGCUUCAAGAAGUGCAACAACUGUGGCAAGGAAGGUCACUUUGGGAGGGACUGCCCCACCCUUGCUAGAGCAGUGAUGCGACCUGUAGUACAGGCUCUUGCACAGAACCAGCAGAGGCAUAGAGGCAACAGGCCUCAGGCGACCGACAGAGUGUACGCCAUGACCGGAGCGGAGGCUGCAGGCUCAGAUGCUUGUGUGAAAAAGUUGGGUCUGCCGGUGUGUGAGCUGCAGUGUGAACUUGUAGUGUAUACUCCGGCAUCGAAUUGUCGAGAGAAAAUAUUGUUGUUUCCCGACUCAGAGGAGCCUGAGUUGUUAUCAUUCCAGGGAGUGGUGAGGGAGAUUCAGAGGAGGGCGCAAUGCUUCAUCAUUUUCACUCAUCUCGAGGUGGAGAAGGGGGAAGAGACAUUAAUCAUACCAGUAGUACACGAGUUCGAGGAUAUAUUCCCAGAGGAGGUGCCAGGGUUGCCUCCCAAUAGAGAGGUGGAAUUCUCUAUCGACCUGGUACCAGAAUCGGGCCAAUGUCGAUGGCUCCGGCAGAGUUGGUGGAACUCAAGAAGCAGAUAG
This is a messenger RNA of Vigna unguiculata (cowpea), 1320 nucleotides long. RefSeq lists its product as uncharacterized. Gene Ontology annotation, molecular function: zinc ion binding; nucleic acid binding. Lineage: Eukaryota; Viridiplantae; Streptophyta; Magnoliopsida; Fabales; Fabaceae. The record is from RefSeq and is a predicted model, not a curated record.